Messenger RNA from Mercenaria mercenaria, 2796 nucleotides. RefSeq names its product CD109 antigen-like. Gene Ontology annotation, cellular component: extracellular region. NCBI's taxonomy places the organism in Eukaryota, Metazoa, Mollusca, Bivalvia, Venerida, Veneridae. The record is from RefSeq and is a predicted model, not a curated record. The coding region runs from base 168 to 971 and encodes 267 amino acids. The transcript has 8 exons.
UGAACACCACAUUAUACCCUUGUAAUAUUUAAUAAUAAUUUAUAGAUGAUAAAAAGUACUGGACGGCAUCAACAGCAGUUGCAAAAAGAGAAAUAGGUGAUCGAUCUCUUGCAAAAAGAGCUCCAUCUGCAGACAUAGAAGCGUCAUCAUAUGCUCUUUUGGCUUAUAUGAAACUAGGAAGAACAUCAGAAGCUUUCCCAAUUGUGAAAUGGCUUGUUUCUCAACGUAAUCCAACAGGGGGAUUCCGUUCAACUCAGGACACAAUCAUAUCUUUGCAAGCUCUCUCCGAUUUUUCAAGCAGUGUCGGCACUGGACCAGCUCCGGAUUAUGGUGUACAGUUCAGUAUCUUGAGCGGUCAAGAUUCCAUCGACUCAUACUCGGCGACCCCUUCUACUUUCGAUGUCGUGCAUAAUAUAGAGAUACCAAACGCGCUGGACAGUGUCGAUAUACAGAUCACAGGGACUGGUUUAGCAGUCAUUGAUGUUACAACUUCCUUUUACGUGACUGGUAAUGAGCUUGAUGACUACAUUGCUGUUGAUGUUUCAAUAACAAAAGAGACGAUAAAUACAGUGACGGUUACGGCAUGUUUGAGUUGGACUGGACCAGAACAAAGUGGUAUGCUGAUAAUGGAAGUUGAAAUGCCGACUGGAUUUCAACCUGAUAAUGAUUUUCAUAAAGCGCAGAGUUUGAUAAAACGACAUGAAGCGAAUGGACGGAAUAUCGCUCUUUACUUCAAUGGCGUUGACAAGAAUGGGGAAGUAUGUGUUGAUGUUAAAAUGGACAGAAAAGACCCAGUUGUAAAAAGUCAAGCAUGCCAUGUAUCAGUGUAUGACUAUUACGAACCAGCCCACCAAGCAAUGACCAGAUAUGAAUUUGGAAUGUUAAAAGAAGCAAAUAUUUGUCUAGUGUGCCCACUUUGUGAAUUUUGCAUGGGCAAUGGAAGCGGUGGAAAGGUUGGUGUCGGACGUUAGGUCUGUGGAGGAAAAUGUCGUUUCAUCGUAACCUUCUGAAGACGCUUUGCAUUUAUUUCGGCUAAUCAUACUGACGGAUACUGACAGUUUUAUAAAGCCUUCUGUAAAAUACUCCUUAUGGAAAAUCAUAUUUUAACUGUUUACUAACGGAAUUUGACUAACUGGUGAUAUAUUAUGCUAAAGAAAUCAAUUUCCUCUUGGUCUUGACCAAUAAUAUAGUUGUAAAAGUUAUCUUUAUUUAUGUGCUCACGGUUUCUGAUCAGUGACAUUGUAAGAGUGCUAUCAUUAUAUAUUUGCUUACGGAUUUAUACCAGUAAUACUGUUACAGUAAAUAGUGUUAUUGUAACUUUUUUAAUCACAUUGUAUUGUAUACAAUAAACAUACUUAUAUUGAAAUAACGUAUGUCAAGCAGAAAUUAAGAUGCAUCAAACAGUGAAUGCAUCCUCUUAACCCUUACCCUGCUAAAUUUCUAUGAUGAACUUGCCCAUCUUUAAACUUGAACAGUACCAUUAACUGUUAAAACCGGUGCUUACCAAAAAGAUACUGACUGAAUGGCGAACAGUGCAGACCAUGAUCAGACUGCACGGAUGUGCAGGUUGAUCUUGGUCUGCACUUUUCGCAAAGUCAGAAUCACUUGCCGCCAGCAGGCUAAAGGUUAAGAAUAGCGGAUAACUCCGGUGAUGUUACCUAAUAUCUUACCUAAAUUAAAAAAAUGACAUUUGAAGAAUUUAAUCUGAUCUUGACAUCGUGAGCGUAACUUUCAGAUUCAGUUUGGUAGAGUCUUGUUUCAUAAAUGUAUCCUGUAAAUAAUUAUCUUACGUGUUCAGGUUACACCGUCUGGUUCGUUCUAAAUGUAUUAAUACCUUCCACGACAUCGCUUGUUUAUGACUACAUUAUCAGUAGCAGAUAUAUAGAUCGUAAGAUUUGCUGCCGUCGUAUGUUACCUAUAGUUUUAAAGUUUAACAAUUCAGUAAUUGACAAAUAAUUGCAUCUUUUCCGCAAUAUUGCGGAAUGAUACUACUUUUGUAGUUUGUGUUGACGUUGUUUUAGGGACAUGAGUCGUUUGUCGAAAUGACUUUGUCUGUUCCAGGUAGUUUUUUAUAUAUCAGCAGCAUAAAGCAUAAUACAUUAAGGGUCUUUCCAAAUAUAUAGCAUAAUUUAAGCAGUACGUAAUAAGACAUAGAAUAACAUACGUUAUACAAGAUAUGUUCAACCUUUUUUCAACAAAAUACAAACCUGUAUGAUUAUGUUUAAUGAUUUAUAUUUAUUGUGAGUAACGUUUGAUUUGAGAUCCCAGACAUUAAAAAUCGUUCUGUAAUGUUUAAACCUAGACAUCAGUCAUUGUUCGAAGGGUAAAUUGGUUCAGUUUUAAGACGUUUAGGUUCUUUCAGUUACUUUCAUCUCUUCCGGACUCUCAAUACUAGUAUAUCAUUGUCCAUUAAGAUGUGUCCGUAGACCUUGGAGCUAAUUCUUCGGGAGUUAUAAAAAAUGUUUACGGCAGUACAACGACUGUGAAGGUUAAUGUCUGGAUGUGUCUUGAUAUCAAAAUAACUGAUUCUGAAUUCCGUUGAGUAGACAAAGGCAUACUAUAUAGCUAACGACCAGCUUCACUGUGUAUAGGGUAUAAUUCGGCGGACCCGGAUAUUGUGGGUUAAAUUGAUGCUAUGGUAAAAGCAUAUGAUAUUACUAUGUAAAAACAUAUUAGAUGCAAUUUCAACUAUCUUAUACAUGUUCUGUGGGUCUGUGUAAACAAUUAGUACUACAGAGAAGUAUUAAUAAAUGGAAUGGAAAAAAAGAUCUGUAAUUAAAGCUGGAUAUAGGAUAU